CCCAGGGAAAAAAAAAAAAAGGGAGAAGAUUCAGUCAACGGUCCAAAAAUCAAACCAUUCAUUUCAUCUGAUAAUUGUUUGACGGGAACACAAGACAUCUCGAUUACGGUUUCUGGUUCUAGGGUUUUCAAAUGAAACAGAAGGUGGGUUUAGGGUUUUUUGUACUGCUCUCCGUUUUCUGUGCAGUUGAUUCACAGUGCAGUCGCGGCUGUCAUCUUGCUCUGGGCUCAUACUAUGUCUGGCAAGGUUCCAACCUCACUUUUAUCUCUGGGCUAUUCCAAACAACGAUUUCUGAAAUUCUCAGCUACAACUCACAAAUCGCUAAUCAAGAUAGUGUUGAAGCCGAUACCAGAAUCCGCGUGCCUUACUCCUCAUGUGAUUGCAUCAAUGGAGAAUUUCUGGGCAAAGUGUUCAACUACACGGUGCAGUCCGGUGAUACGUACGAUCUUGUUGCGGAGACAUACUAUUCAAAUCUGACCACUUCGGCGUGGUUGCAGAACUUCAAUAGCUAUGACGCCAAUCGAAUUCCUGAUACGGAUGCUUAUCUGAAUGUGACUUUAAAUUGUUCUUGUGGCAAUAGCACCGUUUCCAAGGAUUAUGGGUUGUUCUUGUCCUACCCGCUUCGCCCAGAGGAUAAUUUGACUUCGGUUGCAGAGUCAGAGGGUUUGAAUGCUUCCUUGUUGCAGAGUUACAAUCCGGAUUCGAAUUUUAGUGCUGGGAGUGGGCUUGUUUACAUUCCUACUAAAGAUACCAGUGGAAGCUAUCGGGCCCUGAAAUCCAGGAUAGCAGGUGGUGUGAUUGCUGGCAUAUCUAUAGCAGCAGUAGUAGGAGUGCUGUUAUUGACAGUUUGUAUAUAUAUUGGAUUUUACAGAAAGAGGAAGAUGAAGGAAGCAGCAUUGCUUCCAACUGAAGAACAGUCUCUUCAACCUGGUCAUGGUCCUGGAAUUGCUUCAGAUAAAGCUGUAGAAUCAACAGGUCCUGCUUUUGGUUCUUCUGCAGGUCUUACAGGCAUUACUGUGGACAAAUCAGUGGAGUUCUCAUAUGAAGAACUUGCUAAGGCUACUGAUAAUUUUAAUUUGGCUAAUAAGAUUGGUCAAGGUGGCUUUGGAUCUGUUUACUAUGCAGAGCUGAGGGGCGAGAAAGCUGCAAUCAAGAAGAUGGAUAUGCAAGCAUCAAGAGAAUUUCUUGCUGAAUUAAAAGUUUUGACACAUGUGCAUCACCUAAAUUUGGUGCGCUUGAUUGGAUAUUGUGUUGAGGGUUCUCUUUUUCUAGUCUAUGAAUACAUUGAGAAUGGCAACUUAAGCCAACAUUUGCGUGGCUCAGGAAGGGACCCAUUGCAAUGGUCUAGUAGGGUUCAAAUUGCCCUUGAUUCAGCAAGAGGUCUUGAAUAUAUUCAUGAGCAUACUGUUCCUGUGUAUAUCCAUCGUGAUAUUAAGUCAGCAAAUAUACUGAUAGAUAAGAAUUUCCAUGGAAAGGUUGCAGAUUUUGGACUAACAAAAUUGACUGAAGUUGGGAGUUCAUCACUACCCACACGUCUUGUGGGUACAUUUGGAUACAUGCCACCAGAAUACGCUCAAUAUGGUGACGUCUCUCCCAAAGUAGAUGUAUAUGCUUUUGGGGUUGUCCUUUAUGAACUUAUUUCUGCCAAGGAAGCUGUGGUCAAGGAAAAUGGUUCUGUUGCUGAAUCAAAGGGCCUUGUGGCUUUGUUCGAGGAUGUGCUAAAUAAGCCAGAUCCACGAGAGGACCUUCGCAAACUAGUUGACCCUAGGCUUGAAGAUAACUACCCACUCGACUCUGUGCGCAAGAUGGCCCAACUUGCCAAAGCAUGCACCCAGGAAAAUCCUCAGCUAAGACCAAGCAUGAGAACCAUCGUGGUUGCCCUAAUGACUCUUUCAUCCUCAACAGAGGACUGGGAUGUUGGUUCCUUCUACGACAACCAAGCCCUCGUCAAUCUAAUGUCUGGAAGGUAGAAACUGAAUAUCCACAAUACUUCACCAUUUUUCCUUCUGAAACACUCAAAUUAAGCUGUUCCAGAUCAUCAUUGUAAAUGUGUAUAGUCGAGAAUUAAGGGCGGACCAUGUAAAUUUAUUUAUUGAUCGAUGAACAAAUCAGUGAAAGCCAUGGAAGGAUAUUGUAUGCCUACAAUACCCUAGUAGAAUAAUAUUCAGCUUUUUCAUGUUAAAGCAGAAGCCAUAGAACAGAAGAGAAGUCUGUAAUUCCUUGUAUUUGUUUCAUGGUGAGACCACCAUUGGUGUGAAAGAAUAAUAUCAUGAUUUUCCAAGUCAUGGACUGUUUGGAUGA
This is a messenger RNA of Vitis riparia (riverbank grape), 2301 nucleotides long. Its product is annotated as lysM domain receptor-like kinase 3. Gene Ontology annotation, biological process: protein phosphorylation; innate immune response. Gene Ontology annotation, molecular function: transmembrane receptor protein kinase activity; ATP binding. The record is from RefSeq and is a predicted model, not a curated record. Lineage: Eukaryota; Viridiplantae; Streptophyta; Magnoliopsida; Vitales; Vitaceae. The coding region runs from base 132 to 1970 and encodes 612 amino acids. The transcript is spliced from 11 exons.